UUCAAAUAUCUAAAGGCCGUGUAUCUAAAUCACCUAUAAAUCAUAUAUUAUUAACUGGCUAUAUUCUAAAGUAGAAGAAGACCAUGCUUUUUUACUCCCUUAGAAAUCGCAUUUUCGGAGAUGGAGAUGCCAUAAAUCGACCGGCCGAUGGUAUCGGCCGUCCUCCUCCGCCUCCUCUUCGCCGUCGCCGGCCUUCUUCUUCUCUCCUGCUCUCUUCACCCCGCAUCGGUGCUGCAGCUCCCUCCCUCUUCUUUCAUCGGAAUAUCCCCUGAAGACGAGAAGUACUACUCUGGAUCCAGCAUCGCUUGCAGGGACGGCUCCAAAUCCUUCACUCUCAACCGCCUUAACGAUGACUUCUGCGAUUGUCCCGACGGAACCGAUGAACCAGGAACAUCUGCCUGCCCUGAGAGCAAGUUCUAUUGCAGAAAUAUUGGUGAUGUCCCAAAACUAUUGUUCUCAUCUAGAGUUAAUGAUCGCAUCUGUGAUUGCUGUGAUGGAAGUGAUGAGUACGGUAGCGGCGUUAUAUGCAGAAACAAAUGCCUCAAAACUGGAACUGAUGAGUUGACUGAGGAUGACAAUCAUCAUUCGACUGAAACAAAAGUCAACAAUUAUAGCAUGGAGGAAAAGAAAAUUAGAGUUGACCUGGAGGACCUUCUCUUAAAUCUGAAAGGACUGAGGUUAAUCACAGUAGUUGAGCUUGCCUCUUUAGUGGCUCUGCUUAUCUUGAUUUGUCGGCGAACCAGGAUUCGAAGAAGACCCCGUAUUUAUCGAGAAUUUAAUUAAGAAACAAUGCCCAAUUCUUAUGUAUUUACAUAUCUCACACCUAAACUUUAUUUUUUACAUUUAUG
Phalaenopsis equestris is the source of this 848-nucleotide messenger RNA. RefSeq names its product glucosidase 2 subunit beta. The record is from RefSeq and is a predicted model, not a curated record. Bases 148 to 783 code for a protein of 211 amino acids. Gene Ontology annotation, cellular component: glucosidase II complex. Gene Ontology annotation, biological process: N-glycan processing. The transcript is spliced from 4 exons. NCBI's taxonomy places the organism in Eukaryota, Viridiplantae, Streptophyta, Magnoliopsida, Asparagales, Orchidaceae.